AUGCCCUUUGGCCUCACUAAUGCUCCAACUACAUUUCAAGCUUUAAUGAAUGAGGUAUUUCGGCCUGCAUUGAGGAAAUUUAUUCCGGUGUUUUUUGAUGAUAUUUUGAUCUAUAGCAAGACUAUGUCUGAACAUAUGGAGCAUCUCAAGUAUACCUUCUCAUUACUUAGACAACAUAAGUUCUAUGCCAAGAUGACUAAAUUUUGUUUUGGCCAAUCCUCUCUAGAGUAUUUGGGUCAUAUCAUCACAGCAGCAGGUGUUUGUGCUGAUCCAAGCAAAAUUGCUUGUAUGCAAUCUUGGCCAACACCAUCCACCUUAAAGGAAUUAAGAGGAUUUCUUGGACUUACAGGCUACUACAGGAAAUUUGUCAAGAACUAUGGAGCAAUAAGUAAACCUCUCACUGAUCUUCUCAAGAAAAAUUCUUUUCUUUGGACUUCAGCUGCUACUACUGCUUUUGAGAACCUCAAGACUGCAAUGAGUAACACUCCUGUCUUUCCAUAUUUUCAAUAG
Papaver somniferum (opium poppy) is the source of this 510-nucleotide messenger RNA. RefSeq lists its product as uncharacterized. NCBI's taxonomy places the organism in Eukaryota, Viridiplantae, Streptophyta, Magnoliopsida, Ranunculales, Papaveraceae. The record is from RefSeq and is a predicted model, not a curated record. The coding region runs from base 1 to 510 and encodes 169 amino acids. The transcript has a single exon.